AGUUUCUCCCGCAGUAAGAGCCGGUACGCGCGGGCCAAGGCGGCGCGGGAGGCUUCCCGGGGCCCGGCCACUGACCCGCACCCGCUCGGGCGGCAGGGCCAGAGGCAGGGGGGCCCGCGCUGUCCCGGGCUGGCUCGGGCUUCCGAACCGCAGGUGGAAGAGGGACGGACGUCCAGGCAGAGCGGCCGAGAGGUAGCCAAGUGGAAGGUAAUUUUGGACACCCUGAGCAUGGAAGUCUUGCUGUGGGUUUGUGGCAUCUUCAGCCCCUAAAUCCUGCCCCUUCUGUUCCUCUGUGCUCGUAAGGUAUACUGGGCUUCCUUGCUAGCCAGAGAGUUUUUCUGCGGUGUUGAGGCCUUCCUGGACCCCUGAUACUGGCCGACCAUGGGGAGCACCCUGGGCUGCCACCGCUCCAUCCCCAGGGACCCCUCGGACCUGUCUCAUAGUCGCAAGUUCAGCGCGGCCUGUAACUUCAGCAACAUCCUGGUGAAUCAGGAGCGGCUCAACAUCAACACAGCCACGGAGGAGGAGCUGAUGACCCUGCCUGGGGUGACACGCGCCGUGGCGCGCAGCAUCGUGGAGUACCGAGAGUACAUCGGUGGCUUCAAGAAGGUGGAGGACCUGGCGCUGGUCAGCGGGGUGGGCGCCACCAAGCUGGAGCAGGUCAAGUUUGAGAUCUGCGUGAGCAGCAAAGGCAGCUCCGCACAGCACUCUCCCAGCUCCCUGCGGAGGGACCUGCUGGCCGAGCAGCAGCCUCACCACCUGGCCACCGCCGUACCCCUCACCCCACGUGUCAACAUCAACACGGCCACCCCGGCUCAGCUCAUGAGUGUGCGAGGCCUCUCGGAGAAGAUGGCCCUCAGCAUCGUGGACUUCCGCCGCGAGCAUGGGCCCUUUCGCAGCGUGGAGGACCUGGUGAGGAUGGAUGGCAUCAGUGCCGCCUUCCUGGACAGAAUACGGCACCAGGUGUUUGCCGAGAGGUCCAGGCCCCCAUCCACCCACACCAACGGGGGCCUGACCUUCACUGCCAAGCCUCACCCCAGCCCCACCUCCCUGAGCCUGCAGAGUGAGGACCUGGACCUGCCGCCCGGGGGGCCCACGCAGAUUAUCUCCACUCGGCCUUCCGUGGAGGCCUUUGGAGGCACGCGGGAUGGGCGGCCUGUGCUGAGGCUGGCCACCUGGAACUUGCAGGGCUGCUCGGUGGAGAAGGCCAACAACCCCGGGGUGCGAGAGGUGGUGUGCAUGACGCUCCUGGAAAACAGCAUCAAGCUUCUAGCUGUCCAAGAACUACUUGACAGAGAGGCCUUGGAAAAGUUCUGCGCGGAGCUCAACCAGCCCAUCCUGCCCAACAUCCGCAAGUGGAAGGGGCCCCGGGGAUGCUGGAAAGCCGUCGUUGCUGAGAAGCCCUCCAGUCAGCUCCAGAAGGGGGCUGGGUACUCGGGGUUCCUGUGGGACGCGGCGGCUGGUGUGGAGCUGAGAGACGCCACUUCACAGGAGAACUCGCCCAGCAACGGGCACGGGAGACCCACGGGCCCCAGCCCGUACCUCGCGAGGUUCAAGGUGGGAAGUAAUGACUUGACCCUUGUUAACCUUCACCUGGCAGCCCUGACCCUGCCAGGGGCUGAGAAUCCAUGCAAGAACCACGGUGACGGCCACCGGGUGGCGAGCUUCGCACAGACCCUACAGGAAACCCUGAAAGGAGAAAAAGACGUGAUUAUUUUAGGGGAUUUCGGCCAAGGGCCAGACAGCAAUGACUAUGAUAUGCUGAGGAAAGAAAAAUUCCACCACCUGAUCCCUGCACACACCUUCACCAACAUCAGCACCAAGAAUCCUCAAGGCUCAAAGUCUCUGGACAACAUCUGGAUCAGUAAAAGCUUAAAGAAAAUGUUCACAGGUCACUGGGCUGUUGUGAGAGAGGGUCUCACGAACCCUUGGAUUCCGGAUAACUGGUCUUGGGGUGGAGUGGCUUCCGAACAUUGCCCUGUGCUGGCCGAGUUUUACACUGAAAAGGACUGGAGCAGGAAGGAGGGCCCUCGGAAUGGCAACGGGGUCACCUUGGAGCGAAGUGAAGCCAACAUCAAGCAUGAGCGAUGAUGACACCAAAUCGAUAUUUGCACCCCCGACCCCAGGAGGACACAGACAAGGAGCUAGCCCUUCCGGGUGAAGAUUCAGGGACAGAACUACCUUUUAAUCUUCAUUCUGAGACGUCAGCACGUGGGCCUUGACCCACUGCCUUCCCUGUGGACGGUUCAGGACCUCCGAUGGGGGCGGGGGCGUGCUGGGCACUCGCUACACCAGGCGGUCACAUCAGAAGCCCAGUGUAGGACAGAACUGUCUUGUACUCUGUGGACGCCACCGGCCUCAGCAGGACAGGGCCGGCUGUCCGCUGCUGACUGGAGGGCAGCAGCAGGGAACAGUGACAGAGGGGAGAAGGAACGAGAGGCAGCUCUGGCGGCCAGGCCCUGGCUGAGCAGAGCCAGCGUACUCAUUUCUGACCACCAAGAUGCGAUGUUCCAGCUGCACAUUACAGAAAGCUUUUAACUGUGAUCGAGCACUCUUCUCAAAUAUUUUGAGUGGUGAUUUUUAGUUUUGUU
Molecule: messenger RNA, 2591 nt
Organism: Propithecus coquereli (Coquerel's sifaka)
Lineage: Eukaryota; Metazoa; Chordata; Mammalia; Primates; Indriidae
Gene: EEPD1
Product: endonuclease/exonuclease/phosphatase family domain containing 1
Exons: 8
Coding region: 382-2091 (569 amino acids)
Biological process (GO): DNA repair
Cellular component (GO): plasma membrane
Molecular function (GO): DNA binding; catalytic activity
Source: RefSeq, a predicted model, not a curated record